This is a messenger RNA of Gasterosteus aculeatus aculeatus (three-spined stickleback), 1831 nucleotides long. Lineage: Eukaryota; Metazoa; Chordata; Actinopteri; Perciformes; Gasterosteidae. The record is from RefSeq and is a predicted model, not a curated record.
AUCUCAGCUACUAUUUGAGGCCAUCACGCUUUGUACCACGUGACAUUUUGGUUCCCAGAUGAGAAACUCUGCUCAUCCCCUGAAGGUUUUCUCUAGCGCCACCAUCCAGUUGAAGUUUUGGGCUUCUUGUGAAAAAGGCCGGCAGCAACCUGUGAGCAGUGGAAAGAAUGCUGAAGGGGCUUAAACCCCUAUUUGUUUUGAUAGCCAGCCAUGGAAAAUAUCUCAUUAAUUUAUUCCCUCAUGUAUUCCCCCUAUUGCAAACCUAACCUCUCAAUCUCUAGUUUAACGUCUUCUUCAGUACAGAAACCAGACGACGGUCCGUGAAAUAGAUCAUAAAGCAGGCAAAAGCCAACAAAGCGUUCAGCAACAGCAGAGUGAGGGUCCAACUGCCAAGAGAGUUGGAUGUUGGAUCAAACAACACCAUUGUGUUCUGCAUGUUGACCUGGCCUGAAGCAAACGUGACCGAACUGGGAGCUGAAGGCGUGUUAUAUGAGAGCAGACUGGUUGGCCUGAGCGUGAGGGGCAAGAACGUUUCAGGACUGCUGGAUCCUGUCACCAUCACAAUGCAUCUUUCUGCAAAUGAGACCCAAACGCCCAGAUGUGUGUUCCUGAACUUUUCAUCAAAGAGAAUAAGCAGCGAUGGCUGCUUGACCCAGUGGGCGGGUGGUCCGGGUAACCUCACCUGCUGCUGCGAUCACCUCACGUACUUUGGCGUGCUACUGGUGUCUUCUUCUACCGUCUCCCAUCAGGACCAGGAGAUUCUGACCUACAUCACUACGAUUGGCUGUAGUCUGUCUCUUGUUGCACUGGUCAUCACCGUUGUGCUCUUUGUUACAAAUAGGAAAGUCAGGGCAGAUGUCUCCAUGAAGGUCCACAUCAACCUGGUAAUUGCCCUGAUCCUCCUCAACCUGCACUUCCUCCCCAGCCAGUGGGUGGCAGCAUGGUCCUCCACUGGGCUUUGCCUCUACGCGGCCCUCUCUCUUCACUACUCCCUGCUGGCUACCUUCAGCUGGAUGGCUCUGGAGGGGUUCCACCUCUACCUUCUCCUCGUCCGAGUCUUCAACAUCUACAUCAGGAGAUACCUGCUUAAACUCAGCUUGGUGGGAUGGGGGGUCCCUGCGCUCAUCGUGUCCCUCGUGGUCACCAUCGACAAAGGCUGGUAUGGACGCGUUGCUCUGGACAACAGCACCUCUGAAAUAUGCUACAUAGUCAACCCCACGGUGAAGAUGGUGACUUCGUUAGGAGUGUUCGGCCUGGUGUUUGUCUUCAACAUGAUCAUGUUGGUGGUGACAGUGAGACGCAUAUUGGGCCUCUGCCAGAGCAAAGAGUUUGGGCAGCGCGAGCGUCACAAAGCCAAGCGAGGCGUGUGCACCCUGCUGGGAGUCACCACUCUGCUCGGCAUCACCUGGGGCCUGGUCUUCUUCUCGUUUGGGUACCUGACCACUCCGGGCCUCUACCUCUUCUGCAUCCUGAACCCGCUGCAAGGGUUCUUCAUCUUCCUGUGGUUUGUGCUGUCUUUGAGAAAGAGCGGAAACUCAGCCACUACCAUAAGUAGUGUGACACAUAACACCAACAGCUGAGCGGCAGCCCAACAUACCGACGCGCUGUGUCUCUUCGUGUACAAACGCUGUGAAGUUUAGCCGUCAUCAUUACUGCUUUAUGUCAAGAUGUUCAACAAUGCAGCACAGAAGCAUGCGUGCUGGUCAGAGCACACUCGCAGCAGGUGACCAAUAUCAAAUGUGUAUAUUUUAAGAAUCUCACAGUGAUACUUUGUUUGUUUUGUCACAUCCUGCUGUUAAUAAAACAUUGUAACUGAAUAAUUAACAUAAAA